Camelina sativa (false flax) is the source of this 1019-nucleotide messenger RNA. RefSeq lists its product as uncharacterized. The record is from RefSeq and is a predicted model, not a curated record. Lineage: Eukaryota; Viridiplantae; Streptophyta; Magnoliopsida; Brassicales; Brassicaceae.
UUUGCUUCUCCAGAUCUCAACUCUUUCUCUAUCUCUCUAGCGCGCAAUUGGAAUUGAAUUCUUAUCGGAUCUUUCCGUGUUUCGCACAAAUUUGUUCACCAAUUUGAUGCAUUUUAGCUGAAUUUGGUGUAUCUAGGUUUGAAUUUGUAGUUCGGACGCUGAGCCCUAGUAGUGAUGAGUAAGAUAGGCAUAGAGCUUGUUCUAGGCUAAGCUAGAGAUGGGGUUUUUUUCUGGGGUAUCAUAGUGUAUUCGCUUGAAUUCUGAUUCGAAGAAUUUCAAUUCUCAUUGGCCUCCUUUUGCUGCUGAAAAUGGAGUCUUUAGACUAUAAAAGCCUUUGUCUAUAGAUGUUGAACUCAUGAGCCUGGUUAUGUACACUUUUCAUUGAUGGUCUGGGAGCUGCCACUUCUUAGUAGCUAGUGUUCAGGGACAUUCUUCGUCGGGGAGAAAUAUCAGCCAAGAGUGCUGUUUGAAACGGGGUCAGAUUUUGCUUAGAUUUCGUGAGUAAAGGAAUUGACUUUUGGUGAAUGGAAUUUUAAAGAGCAAUUGUGUUUGUGAGUCAAACCCCGUAUAGGAGAUACUUACCGAGGCAGGUAAAAAAAUGAGUUUUGCGUGCCUCGUGUGCCAUAGUGUAGAGAGCCCAUCCCACUCAUUUAGAAGCUACUCUGUUUCUAGCUCAGACAACGAGGGUAGAUGCUCUGUGAUUGCGAGCUGCCUCACAAGGAACUCACUUGUUCAAGCUGCUAGAUCAAACACUUUCCCUGCAUCAUCCUCGAAGGUAACCCCACAACCCAAUUUCCAAGCUGGUGAAGGAGCCUCACCACGCUUAGUACGAAGCCGUGCAGUGAGAAGAGACCUUGUCAGAGACUGGAACUUCAACGAAAUCGAGACAGAGCUUUAAAUUCAGACCUGACUCUUCUCUUAGGAAUAGUAUAUUAGUUUGUUCAUCAACUAAGCUUUUUUUGUUUUUGUAUUGGGUUUGCAAACCAAUAAUAUAAUAUUUUCCCUGGCCGUUUAUUCAA